AUGGUUAUUGAGUUAUUAUCAGGAUUUAAAGGAUUAUCCCCGUUCAAAGACGCAACUGUAGACGACAGCUGGGACCAGAUAAACAGGUGUUAUGUGUUCCUAGCGAUGGUACUGAUGGGGGCAGUAACCACUAUGAGACAGUAUUCUGGAACCCUUAUCGCGUGUGACGGGUUCAGUAAGUUUCACCCUCAGUUUGCAGAGGACUAUUGCUGGAGUUUAGGAAUGUAUACUGUGCGUGAGGCGUACGAUCUGCCGGCCAGCAUGGUGCCCUACCCUGGAGUUCUACCAUCAGAUCUGCCCGCAUGUGUGCCGCGUCUCUUGAAGAACGGUACAUUAACAAAGUGUGGCAGUGAGAAAGAUGUCCUGCCAGCAGACAGGAUAUUUCACUUGUGGUACCAGUGGGCUAGUUUUUACUUCUGGAUUGUUGCUAUUCUCUACUACACACCUUACAUAAUGUUCAAACAGUUGGGAGGGUCCGAGUAUAAGCCGCUUAUAAAGCUGCUAUGUCUCGCCUCCUCCGCCAGUGAAAAACACAUGGAGGAGAUACAAGAGCGAGUGGUCAACUGGCUGUUCUUCAGAUUUAAAACUUACAUAUUCGACAAGGGUUACUACGCCUGGCUGCGAAAGAACAGCUUCAGUCUGGUAAUCGGAGUAACCAAGCUCUCCUACCUUCUCAUAACAGUUGCUGUGUUCUACCUGACAGGCUUCAUGUUUGAGUACGGCAAUAACACAUGGUACCGGUACGGUGCUGACUGGUACGGUACCAGGUUCUCUCCUUAUAUGGAUGUUAACAAUUCCAUCACUCUCAAUAAAGACAUUCUCUUUCCUAAGAUGGUGGCAUGUGAGAUUAAGAGAUGGGGUCCCUCUGGGAUAGAGGUGGAGACAGCACAGUGUGUUCUCGCUCCUAAUGUUCUUUAUCAGUACCUCUUCCUUUUCACCUGGUACCUCUUGGUAGCUGUGUUCUUUGCUAACCUCAUCAGUUGUUUCCUCCACAUUUCUGAGAUGUUUUUCUCCAAUGGUACCUACAACAGGAUGAUUGACCAAGGAAUGUUGCCCAAUAAACCCAUGUACAGGUUUGUCUUCAUGAACAUUGGAGCUGGAGGAAGGGAGAUUGUACAGAUUCUCACGGAUAACUCCAACCCUCUUCUUUUCAGUAAGAUCUUCAACGAUCUGACAAGCAUGUUGAUUACCACUGCUAAGAAUGAUGAUGUUGUUGAGAACCUAAACACUAAGACUGAGACGUCUGUUAUCGAGUUUGAGAGCAAUGAUUCGCUCUAA
Messenger RNA from Bolinopsis microptera, 1278 nucleotides. Its product is annotated as innexin shaking-B-like. The record is from RefSeq and is a predicted model, not a curated record. The transcript has a single exon. Gene Ontology annotation, molecular function: gap junction channel activity. Lineage: Eukaryota; Metazoa; Ctenophora; Tentaculata; Lobata; Bolinopsidae. Gene Ontology annotation, cellular component: plasma membrane; gap junction. Bases 1 to 1278 code for a protein of 425 amino acids.